Phaeoacremonium minimum UCRPA7 is the source of this 705-nucleotide messenger RNA. Its product is annotated as putative heterokaryon incompatibility protein. The record is from RefSeq and is a predicted model, not a curated record. The transcript has 2 exons. The coding region runs from base 1 to 705 and encodes 234 amino acids. Lineage: Eukaryota; Fungi; Ascomycota; Sordariomycetes; Togniniales; Togniniaceae.
AUGGCGCCGGCGUCGACUUACAUCUACACGGCACUGCCGGCGCAGUCAAUUCGCAUCUUGGAGCUGCUGCCCGGGGAUCCGGCCAAUACUGCGCCGCUAGAAUGCCGGAUCGUCAUCCAGCAUGUCGCAGCAGAUCACCACCAGCCCUACGAGGCGCUGUCUUAUGUGUGGGGCGAUCCAACCCCGACCGACCGCAUCCGAUGUUACGACGGGGCAACCGGCGGCGGCUCCGUAGACGGCUUUCUUGGCAUCGGAGCCAAUCUGGCCAAAGCUCUCACCGCAUUCCGGCUCACCGGCAGCCCCCGUCGCAUAUGGGUAGAUGCUCUCAGUAUCAAUCAAAACGAUGUCAUAGAGCGCCAAGCUCAGGUGCGAUUAAUGGGCGAUGUGUUCCGCAAUGCGCAGAUGGUGCUGGCAUGGUUGGGUACCUUCAAAGAUCCGUACACCGGAGAGUUAACGGCUCGCUUAGCAAUCGACUAUCUGAGGGUUUUCAAUAAGAACCCGCAAGAAGAGCUGCAAAAUGCCCAGCAACAUCUCCACAUCAAUGGCAAAGCCGAAUAUGACAAGGCAAGCCCCAGCUACAGAUCCUGGCUUGCAGUUAAAGAGCUCUUUGACCUUGACUACUUCCAUCGUGCCUGGAUCAUCCAGGAAGUGGGUUUGGGCCGUCAGGCUCGCCUCUUCUGGGGUCAUAAGAACUAUGGGAGAUGA